Molecule: messenger RNA, 943 nt
Organism: Benincasa hispida (wax gourd)
Lineage: Eukaryota; Viridiplantae; Streptophyta; Magnoliopsida; Cucurbitales; Cucurbitaceae
Source: RefSeq, a predicted model, not a curated record
UAAAGAUGAGUGUCGUAUUUAUGACUCUCUUCUCAGUAUAAAGCAACCAGCUGGGUUCCCUCCAUCUCACGUUUGAAGCUAUAUUUUAUUUUCUUUUAUUUUAUUUUCUUCUCUUUCUUUCUCUCUAGGUUCGAGAAAGUGCAACAGAAUCCUAAAGAAAACCCAACCCAACCUCCUUUGAAUAACCCUUGUUUUGAAGCAAAAAUAUAACACAAAACAAACUUCAAUUUCCCCUCCUUACAAUUAUAUACCAAUUCUUUUCUCUCUUUCUCUCAACAACCCAAAAUCAAAUUUCUGUCAUGUAGUUGUUUUCUCUCAAAGCUUUAGCUUUAGACCAUAAUAUUAUUGCCCAAAGAGAGAUAGAGAGAAAAUGAGUUGUUAUUCUCCUUCUUGUAAGCUUGGUAAUUCACUGGCUGUUAUGGUCUUUAUUUUCCUUUUGUUGGUGAAUGGUUCCCAUCAAAGGAGGCAACCGGUCGCAGCAGAGAUGGAGAAGGCAACGGUAACGAUAACGGCAACAAUGACAGCUGAAUUCAGUGGAAUUUCGAAAGAGAUGAAGGUGGUUCACGGCGGCCGUGGGAAGGUUGUUCAUCCAGAGUGGCAUCUCAACUACAUGAGCAAAAGAAGAGUUCCCAAUGGCCCAGAUCCUAUUCAUAACCGGAGAGCUGGAAACUCUGGAAGACCACCAGGCAAGGCUUAGCCUUAAGAAAGAAAGUAAAGCUUUGUGGGAAAAAUUGAACUUUCAAGAUGAAACAAGAUGCAUGAUCUGCCAUCUUGUAUGUAUUACUUUAGGUACUAAUGAUAAAAAACUUAUCGGAUCGAUUCUUCGUUAGAAUUUAGGACCCUUUUGAUAACAUUUUUGUUUAUGUGUAUUUAUUACAACUUUCUUUGAUCUAUCGUCUACUUUAGAAAAGAAAUGCAUUUUUUAAAAUUAAGAAAAAAUUUU